ACAAGCCGCAUUAAAACAAGCCACCUCUCUCAGUCUCUGUGACUCUGAGUAGGGUUUAACCGUUGAAGGUUGAAGCGACACUCAACCGUGCUCUGCUUGUUUUCUUCUUCUCUCCGAUACUCCUAAAUCUUAAUCCUAAAUUUGAAGCUCAAACCCACCAAUCUAAACAACAAUGCAAAGCCUCAAACACAUAAAAACACAAAGUUCUUGUUCGAUUUUACUAAGAAACCAAAUUCAUAGACUCAGUUUUUUCACAAUAUCAAAGCACCAUUAUUCUUCUUCAAGCUCCAAAAAUGGCGGAGGUGAAGAAUGGAACGACGCGUGGGAAUCGGCUUGGCUCCCAGAAGACCUCUCGGCCAAGCACCGUGCUCCAUGGGAAACCGACGUGAAUUUCUCUUCGGCUUCAGAGGCGGUGGUUGUGGAGGACUCGGAAGCCAAGGCGUUUGUGGAGGACAUGAAUGAGAAUUGGAAUCAGAGAAAAGGGUCUAAGCCCAAAAGCCCAGAGAAGCAACAGAAUGAUAGUGAUUGUAGUAAGGGUUCGCUUUAUAGCUUGGAGAACAUGAAGAAGGAUUACAGGUUGAAGAAGCAGAGAAUUCACGCUGGGUUGUGGAUGAAGGAGAUUGAGAAGGAAGAGGAGGCUAAGUUGGGGGAUUCUAUGGUGAAUGGUGGAGAUGAUAUUGAAAAAUUGCUGGAUAGCUGCUCUGAGAUUUUUGACACUUCCAACAAUGAUUUGAACGACUCAAAAAUCCCAGGCUCUUCUGAAUUCAAAAACAAGCCUGAUGGUUGGGAAACAACAGCCAAGGCUCAAGAUGGGAAUAUAUGGGAGAUGUCACAGAGGGAAGAGGAUAUUCUCCUCCAAGAAUUCGAUCGUCGAAUUGCAUACAGCAAAUUUCAGAUAGCUAGUUUUAUCAAGACACACAUAUUUAGCCGAAGGAGACCAAUUGAUGGGUGGAAAUACAUGAUAGAGGAGCUGGGACCAAAUGCCAAGAAAGGAAAGGGUAGUGUUUCAAGGUUACCUAGUCUAUCUGAUGCAUCAACCCAACCCUUUAAGGAGGAGAAGACUCCACUAGAUAGCAGGUUGAUCCCCUUAAAGGGAAGGUAGCUCGGAGUCCAACUUCUCUCAGAUAUUCUCUUUUGCAUAUUAGACCUGCUGGAAAGGUUUAUGGGAGCAAAAAGGUACAUUCUGAAAUUUGGGGGGCAAUUCCUUUGUGUUUGAUGUGGACUAUAUGAAGAGAAAGGAAUAUGAGUACUUUCAAAGGUAAAGAAUGUUCGAUUAUCCAGCUAAAGUUUCAGUUCUUGAGAACUCCUUAGGAGUGGAAGCAAGCUGGCAUGCCAUCUUCUGCUUCAGAUUUUGUAGCUGUUAUGGACAAUUUGUUCCUUAAAUGAUUUUCCUUGCAGCUCUUUUUUCUAAUAGGGUUUCCCUUUGUAUAAUCUCCUUGAACUUGGGCUACGCCCCUCUAUUCUUAUUUUAUUAAUGAAAUCUUUUUACUUAUUAAGGGAAAAAAAAUGAUGAUUGAAACUAUUGAUGGCCACUAUCAAUUCUAGUGAUUUUGGUUCCCUGGUAAUAACAUCCUGUGGAGAACUGAAUUUUGUUCUGCUGAAUGCUAAAAGAGUGUGUUUCAGUGUAUGUAUUUCCUUCAGAACUGCAGUUCCUACUGUUGAAUGAGAUUUUAAAUUUUUGUUUAUUUAUUGAUAAGGCUUAAUUAUUCCAAUUCUCUCAUUGAACUUUGCCCUCAAUUUAGAUUGUAAAAAUUACUUGCAUCCAAUGUGAUUGUGAUGUUUUCAUUUGUUGUAUUCAUUUUCAACUCAUUUAAAACUGACCUCACAAAAACAUUGUAAUUUGAGUUAUCUACUUAUCAUUUAAACUCUUAUACAACAACAACAACCAAGCUUAGUCCUGAAAUUUUGGGGUUGGCAUAAUUUCAACUCUUACAAUAAGAGAGACAAAUUUACCACUGCUCAUUCUUGGUAUGAUGCUUACUCCACAAGUACAAGUUCUUGUGGGGUGGGGGGCAAAGGGCCGGGGUUUAAAUCUAUAAGAGGGAAUUUCACACACAUAUAUGCUUAGGUUAGAGUAGGAUUUUUAUCUCAGACCAAAAAGAAAGAAAGAAAAAGAGAGACAAAUUCUAGCUUUGUAACAUUUCAUGUUCCCAUGUUAUUAUUGUAUGUUUGCUUGUGUUUUUUCAAACUCAAUAAAGAGUCAAGGGAUGUAUGCAUCACAAAGAAAGCAUUAUUUCUGCUACCAAUUUGACAUGACGUAGAAGAUACGGACUGCAGAGGUCAACUUAUCAUGGAGUUAUGAGGUGAUUAACAUUUCUUUUAUAUAGAAGGACUGUUCUUAUGUAUUGAUACUUUUAAAAAUGUUUAUUCCUGAUUGUUUAGCGUUUCUAAUGCAAAUCCUGCUUGCUGCUCUAGUAAUUAUGUUGGAAGAUGCUAGUGCAGUUCUUCUUGGAGGCACAGAUGGACGGAAAUUUGAAGCACAUUUAUGGGAUAACAGUUAAUCUUCUGAAGGGCUUACACAGAAAGGAAAACAAGGUGCACACACCUCUGUAACUGGGUUUAAUUUAUAAUGCUUCUGUUGAUAAGGUAGUUGGCUCUUUGGUUGAAUCCAGCCUGUAGCUUCUGCCAAUUUCACAUCAUCCCCAUUUUUAAUGUGAGGAAACAUCAGGAAAACAACAAUUUUUUUCACCAUAUGACAUAGAACGAUUUUUUAAUUCUGAAUUUGGAUGUGCUCUUUAGGUGGCAUUCAUUCCAUGUCUUUUGUUGAAUUUUUAAUCUAAAGUUUGAUGAUAGGGUGUGUGCAGACUGUUGAUGCACACUGUAUAGACUUUGUAUCUUGUUUUAUUUUAUACAAGAAAUUCAAGUGCAUUUGGUAACAUUAUGUACAGCAGAAACCAUGAGGAGCAUUGGCAAGCUCAAAUAAAGGUAGCUUCUAGUAAGGAAAUUUACCUUGGAAGUUGGAACAUUUUUGCGAGUAAGCUUAGCCAAGUUUUUAUUUUGUGUGUAAUAGAUGAAAAAAAUCUUACGAGAAACAAAGAGGUCAAAAACUUACUUUCAUUUGUUUGUAAUUUAGGUUCUGAGGAAGAAGCUACCAGGGCCUAUGACAUUGGUGCUAUUCAUCUCAAAGGUGUAAAUGCUCUUACAAACUUUGAAAUUAGUGACUACUUGUAGGCAGACUUAAAAGAAUUAGAAAGUUUUCCGAAACCUAAAAAGUUGAGGGGAGAAAUAUAUCUUCAGCCUCGACUUUGGAUAUUUCCACUGCAAGAAAUCAUAAGGCGCAGAAUCUCGGCUCUUUUGCCUGACCAUUCAACAGCAGUGCUGCCAAAGUAAAGGAUGACAACACUCAUAUAAUGGCUAGUGUUAGUAGAUCAAGCUCAAAUAACUAAUGCUGUUGGGGAGCAUGACUUGGAAUCAUGUAAUUGAUAGUUAUAGCUUAGGGCUUAAUUUUGUGUGCUUCCCUUUUAUUCUUUUUCAAUCAUCCUAAGUUUCUUUGUAGAAGUUUGUACUCACCUGUACUGUUUUUGAUAAGUAAUAGUGGAGAUAAUGAUAGAAACUUGUUUAUUUCA
Messenger RNA from Quercus lobata, 3566 nucleotides. Its product is annotated as mucin-like protein. The transcript is spliced from 3 exons. Bases 173 to 1102 code for a protein of 309 amino acids. The record is from RefSeq and is a predicted model, not a curated record. NCBI's taxonomy places the organism in Eukaryota, Viridiplantae, Streptophyta, Magnoliopsida, Fagales, Fagaceae.